UGCUGGAUUGUGGUAUAGCGGAGGACUGGAAUUUUCAAGAUGUCGUCGCUGAUGCUCUCCUUGAGAAGUUGCUCCGCCGUUGUCAGCCGAAACUCCGGGUCUUUCCAGCAAGCAGCGCGCAAUGCACAGACAGCUGCUGCAGCAGCCCCUGCCUCCCAGGCUGAGGCCCGCAUUAAGAAGUUUGCCAUUUACAGAUGGGACCCUGACAAGGCUGGGGACAAGCCCCGCAUGGAAACGUAUGAAGUGAACCUUAACAGCUGCGGGCCUAUGGUGCUCGACGCACUCAUCAAAAUCAAGAAUGAGAUGGACUCAACCUUGACCUUCCGCAGGUCAUGCAGAGAAGGGAUCUGUGGCUCGUGUGCCAUGAACAUUAAUGGAGGGAACACGCUGGCUUGCACCAACAAGAUUGACACCAACACCAGCAAAGUAACCAAGAUAUACCCCCUCCCUCACAUGUAUGUGGUGAAGGAUCUCGUCCCGGACAUGAAUCAUUUCUACGCACAGUACAAGUCCAUCGAGCCUUACUUGAAGAAGAAGGACGAGUCUCAGCAGGGCAAGGCUCAGUACCUGCAGUCAGUGGAUGACCGACAGAAACUGGACGGCUUGUAUGAGUGCAUCCUGUGUGCCUGCUGCAGCACCAGCUGUCCCAGUUACUGGUGGAAUGGAGACAAAUACCUGGGACCGGCCGUUCUCAUGCAGGCUUAUCGGUGGAUGAUCGACUCUCGAGAUGACUUCACAGAAGAGCGUCUGUCCAAGUUGCAGGACCCCUUCUCUCUCUAUCGCUGUCACACCAUCAUGAACUGCACAAAGACCUGCCCAAAGGGUCUGAACCCAGGAAAAGCAAUCGCAGAGAUUAAGAAGAUGAUGGCCACAUACAAGGAGAAGAAGGUGGCCAGUGCAUAAUAUAAUAGAGCACUGUCAACUAAAUAAAUUAUUAUUGGAAGCAUACACUCUAUCUUCCUGUAUAUCUAUUCAGGGAGCCUUUAGUGUGACCUAUAGGGAAGACUUGGAGAAUCUGUAUAAAACUAACUACAUAACUCCUGAAUUAAAGCUGAUCUGUUUAUGCUGUAUAUUGUGUUGUUUUUGUACAACUAAAGGAAAAAUAAAUUAUAAAAUGAG
This is a messenger RNA of Polyodon spathula (Mississippi paddlefish), 1119 nucleotides long. RefSeq names its product succinate dehydrogenase [ubiquinone] iron-sulfur subunit, mitochondrial-like. Gene Ontology annotation, molecular function: 2 iron, 2 sulfur cluster binding; electron transfer activity. The transcript is spliced from 8 exons. The record is from RefSeq and is a predicted model, not a curated record. Gene Ontology annotation, cellular component: mitochondrial membrane. Gene Ontology annotation, biological process: aerobic respiration; tricarboxylic acid cycle; respiratory electron transport chain. Lineage: Eukaryota; Metazoa; Chordata; Actinopteri; Acipenseriformes; Polyodontidae. The coding region runs from base 40 to 903 and encodes 287 amino acids.